Molecule: messenger RNA, 696 nt
Organism: Rotaria socialis
Lineage: Eukaryota; Metazoa; Rotifera; Eurotatoria; Philodinida; Philodinidae
Source: the annotation of a GenBank genome assembly
AUGUGCAAUCAAAACCAGAUAUCAAAAAAUCUUCCUUUGAAAAAACGUCGUGCCUACAUGAUCGAUAACUUGACGUCAAAUAAUGAACAAAAUGAAUAUCAACCGACAAUAGCAAAACAAGCCUAUAUAAAAGAAGAUCCACUUCAAAUCUACAUUCCAGCUCCACCCAUCGCACCAACCCCACCAUCAUCGCCACACGUCGAAUUAUUACGACAACAGUAUGCUUAUUUAUUAGUGAAUCCAACUGAUGUGAUGAAACAAAAAUAUUUUCAUCCAUCAGCUUAUGAUUCUAUGAUUGCACAACAGUAUCUUGAUAAUUAUCGAACAUUAGUUGAACAACAACAACAUCACCUACGUAGUUAUGGCGUAGUCGAAGAUCAACCAAAACAAACAGAUAUGAUAAUAGACGAACAUUUUAGAAAAUCUUUAGAAAAUAAUUACAAUAAAUUUACUGGCCGGUGUUUAACUCCUGAUGAUUCAUCAUCCAAUAGUUCACCGAUUGAACGAACACCAGUUGACUCAAUUGAAGAACACUUCGCUCGUUCUCUUGCUAAAUUUCGACCAUCACAAAAUGCAUUAUCAAAUGACGAUAGAAUAUCAUCGAUUAAUCAUCAAUUAACUGAAUCAGUUGUUGACGAUCAUUUUGCUAAAGCAUUAGGAUCAACAACAUGGCAAAGACUGAAAGAAAAACUAUAA